AUCUCCAGGUGCAAGGCAUGGUAGAACUCAAUGGCUGCGAAGCCAGAAAGAUCAAAGUCCUCGGACCCUACACAUUCAGCAUCGGAGACACAACAAGUUUCAGCAAAUACAACCGCGGUGGCAUCGUCACACAAGUCAAGAUGCCCAAGAAAAUAGCAUUUAAGCCGUUGAAAGAAUCUUAUAAGAAUCCCGAGUUUGUUAUUACGGAUUUUGGCAAGUUUGACUAUCCUCAACAGUUGCACAUUGCUUUUGCGGUUCUCCAUAAGUACCAAGAGACCGAAGGCCGUCUCCCUAGGCCAUGGUGUGAGGCCGAUGCUACCAAGUUCUUGGAUUACGCAAAGAAUUUUGUUAAGGAUCAGGAGCAAUUUAAGAAUGGUGAAAUUGAACUCAACGUUGAGUUGCUUGAUAUUUUUAGUAAGGUAUGCGCUGGAGAUCUGAACCCAAUGAAUGCAGCAAUCGGUGGCGUCGUAGCCCAGGAGGUUAUGAAGGCAUGCUCCGGCAAGUUCCACCCGAUUGUUCAAUGGCUUUACCUGGAUGCCAUUGAGUGCCUACCCAAAGACCGCUCUGUCUUGUCCGAGGAGUCAUGCAAACCAGUCGGGUCGAGAUAUGAUGGGCAGGUGGCUGUGUUCGGCAAGGAGUUCCAGAAGAGACUCGGGGAACUGAAGUACUUCAUUGUUGGCGCUGGCGCCAUCGGCUGCGAGCUGAUGAAGAAUUUCGCGAUGGUCGGUGUUGGCGCGGACGGCGGCUGCGUGACGGUUACCGACAUGGAUCUCAUCGAGAAGUCCAACCUCAACCGGCAGUUCCUGUUCCGGCCGCAUGACGUCCAGAAACCCAAGUCUAGCACUGCUGCCAGGGUGAUCAAGCAAAUGAAUCCAUCAAUGAACGUGCUAGCGCAAGAGAACCGCGUCUGUCCGGAAACGGAGGCCGUGUACGACGACCAGUUCUUCGAGGCGCUGGACGGCGUCGCCAACGCCCUGGACAAUGUGGACGCCCGCAUCUACAUGGACCGCCGCUGUGUGUACUACAGGAAGCCGCUGCUGGAGAGCGGCACGCUGGGCACUAAGGGGAACACACAGGUGGUGGUCCCGUUCCUGACGGAGUCGUACAGUUCGUCGCAGGACCCCCCGGAGAAGAGUAUCCCGAUCUGCACGCUGAAGAACUUCCCCAACGCGAUCGAGCACACGCUGCAGUGGGCCAGGGACGAGUUCGAGGGGCUCUUCCGGCAUGCUGCUGAGCACGCGGCCAGGUACCUUACCGACCCUCUGUUCCUGGAGAGGACCAUGAAGUUGCCAGGGUCUCAGCCUUUAGAUGCUUUGGAGAGUGUUAGGCACGCGAUUAUCGAGCGGCCGCUCAACUUCGACGACUGCGUGCGAUGGGCGCGCCUGCACUGGGAGGCGCAGUACUCCAACCAGAUCAAGCAGCUGCUGUACAACUUCCCGCCCAACCAGCUGACCACCUCCGGCGCCCCCUUCUGGUCGGGGCCCAAGCGCUGCCCGGCGCCGCUCGAGUUCUCCGCCAGCGACCCGCUGCACCUCGACUACGUCAUGGCCGCCGCCAACCUCAGGGCCGCCGUCUACGGUAUACCCAAGUGCGACAACAGGGAGUGCGUGGCGAAGACCGCUGCUAGUGUUGAGGUGCCGAAAUUCAGUCCGAAAUCAGGCAUAAAGAUCGCGGUGACGGACGCGCAGCUGCAGCAAAGCAGCGAGGACAUGGACCAGGACCGGGCGCAGCAGAUCCUGGCGGAGCUGCCGCCGCCCAGCAAGCUGGCGGCGCUCGCCGUCACGCCGCUGGACUUCGAGAAGGACGACGACACCAACUUCCACAUGGACUUCAUCGUGGCCGCCUCCAACCUGCGCGCCGCCAACUACAGCAUCCCGGCCGCCGACCGCCACCGCUCCAAGCUCAUCGCCGGCAAGAUCAUCCCCGCCAUAGCCACCACCACCUCGGUCGUCGCCGGCCUCGUCUGCCUCGAGCUGUACAAGCUCGCGCAGGGCUUCAACACCUUGGAAGUGUUCAAGAACGGAUUCGUGAACCUCGCUUUACCCUUCUUCGGAUUCUCCGAACCGAUCGCCGCCCCCAAAAACACAUACUACGACAAGAAAUGGACGCUCUGGGACCGAUUCGAAGUCAAAGGAGAGAUCACUCUGCAGGAGUUCCUAGAUUACUUCAAGAACGAGCACAAACUGGAAAUCACUAUGUUGUCGCAGGGAGUCUGCAUGUUGUAUUCGUUCUUUAUGCCCAAAGCUAAACGGCAGGAGAGGCUCAAUCUCCCGAUGUCGGAAGUCGUGACUAAGGUUUCAAAGAAGAAGCUCGAGCCCCACGUGAAAGCUCUCGUGUUCGAAUUGUGCUGCAAUGACGACGACGGCAACGACGUGGAAGUCCCGUACGUCAAGUAUACGCUGCCUUAGUAGAAAAACAAGUUACACCACACCGAUUGAGAGCCCAAAUUCUAAAGUAUUUUCUCGGCGUGGCGACCUCGGGUUUGUGCAUUUUGACGCAUUUAAAUACGCAUUAUAGCCCACCCGCUGAGGCUCACGAAUUUCAUAGAAGGGUAUUUUUAAAGAUUAAGGAUUUUAUAACGAGCGCAGGCGGACUGUACAGUGAUAGAAAUGCUGUGUGUGUGUUUCAUUAAUUUGUGCUUAGAACACGCUUCUGUCUAAUAACCAUAUAUUUAUAGUAGUUAUAAUUCUUUUGCUCACGUCUAUUAAAAAACGCGCUAGAUUUUUUUUUCGUGAUAUUGAAAUUAUUUUACACCAAAUUUAUCAGAUAUUUUUAAUGUUCAAAUCAGAUGGGUCUGUAUAUGGAAAGAAAUAAAUAAAAUUGAGCA
Molecule: messenger RNA, 2827 nt
Organism: Plodia interpunctella (Indianmeal moth)
Lineage: Eukaryota; Metazoa; Arthropoda; Insecta; Lepidoptera; Pyralidae
Product: ubiquitin-like modifier-activating enzyme 1
Exons: 8
Coding region: 18-2408 (796 amino acids)
Biological process (GO): ubiquitin-dependent protein catabolic process; protein ubiquitination; DNA damage response
Cellular component (GO): nucleus; cytoplasm
Molecular function (GO): ubiquitin activating enzyme activity
Source: RefSeq, a predicted model, not a curated record